ACGCAAGCUUUUGGUCAUUUUUACGUCAAAUUUCAAAUUUAGUUUCCAUUUCAUAGUAUUGUGAUCCCUCCUCAACAAACAAAGUAUAUCUGAAACGAGUUGAACGCGGUGCACUGCGUUUAGAGAAGCAGUGUGUCUGAUAGGCUCAGUUGUGUGUCAUCGCGGCAGGCUGCGGUACGCCAUUACCUCUCGGGAGGUACAAGGAGUGCGUUCAUUGCUUCGUGCAGUUUACGGUGCUUUAUUUCGGAAUGGUGUAACAAACAAUAACUAGUUAUGGCCGAACCUUGCAUCUAUACGAAUAAAAGGACCAAGUGUAGUGGAUUGCGGGGACUCAAGUGCCAAUCAUGGAUUUGUUGUGCUAUAUUGUACCUGUGCAUCAUUGCCAGCUGUGCUGCAGAAAGAGAGGAAAACACAGUUUUCAUGUUUCCCAAAGGGGACCUGUACGUUCGUCAUGGCGACAAUCUGGAGAUGUUUUGCAUCGCCGGGAUGAAUUACACUGCUAAGGAUCUCAGUUUUACUUUAUCAGGGAAGAUUUUACCAUCUAAGAUUAUCAAUAGUACUACCAUAAGAUUGUUUAUAGAGAAACCUAAGGAACAAUACAGACAGACUUACUAUUGCAGAAAUAGUAUAUCUAAUAAAGUAGAACUUAAAACAGUGUAUGUUGCAUCUCCUCCUGCUGAAGUAAAAGAUUUUAAGUGCAUCUCUAGAAAUAUAGAUGUAUUGAACUGCACAUGGUCUACCCCUGACUUGAUAAUAUUUACAAACUACAGCUUGACAUUCUUGUUUAAUGGUAAUGCAGUAAAACCAUGUAUUGCAAAUACAGUACAGAACUCGUUGAUGAGAUACUGUUACUGGAACACUACCAGUGCACCACGAUAUAGACAACUUGAGGACACAUACUACUUCUUGCUGGAAUCUCAGAAUGUGUUUGGCAAUAGGACACAGAACUUUACUAUUGACCAUUAUUCUGUGGUCAAACCUGACCCACCAAUGAACCUGAAGAACAUCAGUGUGAGCCCUCAUAGUGUUCUCCUACAGUGGACAAUCCCUUAUAACAUACACCAUUUCUUGCCUAGUGGAAUUGAACAUAAAAUUGAAUACCAGAUUGCUAAAAUAGAUGAUACCUCAGUAUUUCGACAAAUUGAUACAUCAUCACUGCCUGCAAAUAACAAAACAUACAAAUUCAACCUGACUAAUCUUCCAUAUGCACACCGACAAUAUGGUGUAAGAGUGUACAUCAAGCCCAAGCGAGCCCAAAGUGAUGAAUUUUGGUCAGACUUUAAUAACCUUGUAUUUUACACUGCAAGUGAAAGACCUGCAAAACCACCUGACAUGAUGCCCGGUUCCUUUGAUCAAAGCAGAUUCCAAGAUGGUAGGCUAUUGAAUAUCUACUGGAAACAAUUAGAAGAAUAUGAAGAAGCUGGAGCUAACUUUACAUACAAGGUCCUGGUAACACAAGGAAUGAGAACAAAAACAUAUGAGCCUGAUAAAAAUAAAAGUCUGGGUUAUCUUUCACUGAAUCAUCUUGAUGUUGAGUCAUUGGAAGCAAUGGAGGUUCGAGUUCACUCGUUCAAUGAAAUGGGAUUCUCAAUAAACAGCAGUUAUCUGUAUAUUCCAGCAGAGAAAGAUACUAGGUCCCUCCGUCUAACCUUGUUUACUAAGCUAGCAUAUGAAAAUGGCACUUACGAACUUUCUUGGGCUGGAUCUGGCUAUAACAUUGAUAACUAUACAUUAUUUUGGUGUCCACAUAACACUACAAACAUAUGUACUGGCCGUAUCAACUUUACAUACUUAGAAGCCACUAAGAAUAAACACAUCAUUAACUUAUCUAGAGAUUACAGAUACCAAUUUGCUAUAUCUGCAAAUAAAGGUAUGAAGACUAGUGGUAUGACUUGGGCAAAAUGUGACAUUUCUAAAGAUGGUAUAGCAAUGUUUGAUUUCCCCAUACAUUUUGUGGACCAUGAUGCACCUGGCAAAACUUAUGUGAAGUUAAAAUGGUCUAUGGAUUGUACCUUAAAAGAAGGCAUUAUAAAUGGUUAUAAUAUUACAUAUUGCCCUGUGUUUGAGACUACAACUAUGUGUGACAAUUCUCUAGGCCAUCUACCUAAACCCUACAUUAUAAAUAAUUCAAAACAAAUGGAGGCAACUAUAACAGAUUUAAGACCAUACACCACUUAUCAAUUUACAAUGGCAUUAAAUACUACCUAUGGUUUGAAGACAAUUGAAAACACAACAGUUCGAAUUACUACACUAGAAGAUACGCCGACAAAACCACGAAAUGUGAAAAUUUUCGAUAUAGAAUAUGAUUCUCUAUUCAUAUCAUGGGAUCUUCCUGCUCACUUAAAUGGUCACAUAAGCCAAAUUAAAUAUGUUAUAAAGUAUAAUGACAGAAACAGAACAGUUAAAUAUGAGGACAACAAAUCAUUUAUAGUAAAAUUAACAGGACUAACUGGAUUUACCAACUACACAAUUACUUUACAAGCCUGUAAUGAAGGAAUUAGCUCCUGUUCUGAAGAAACUGAUCCUAUAUUGCUUAGAACUAGAAUUGGGCCUCCUAGUAAAAUGAUUUCACCAACCUUUAACAAUAAUAUUCUUUCGUGGCAAAAGCCAUUGUAUGUUGGAGGUACUUUAGACCAGUACCAAGUGAAAAUAGUUAAGGAUGCGGGUGAAGAAAUAUUAUUAAAUACCACAGAUUUAUCACACUAUGUCACAUCAUGUGAAGGUGCUGUACAAAAUGUCACAUACCAAGUAAGGGCAAUCAAUUUCGAUAUGGAUGGCAAUCAUGGGGCAUGGACAGAUUCAGAGAAUGUCUCUCUCCCCUCAACAGAUGAAGCAAACAUUUUGUUGCUUACUUUCUAUGGUGACUGGAGUAAUGAGAGCACAGUUUUGUGUAAAAGUAGAGAUAAUUUAUUUUUGCUUUUUAUUAUUAUGGGUGUACUCGCAGCUGUAGGUGUAGGAUGUGGUGUGUUGAAAACUUACAAGAAAAUCAGAAAAAUGGGUGAUAUAAAACCAGAGUUCCCCAAAGGUUUAUUUGUACCUGAAAAAGAGAUAGCUAAGUAUCCCUUUACGGGAAUAUAUCCUUCAGAUAAAGACGAAAAACCAAUGUCAGAUGAGAUGUUACUACUUCCCAACAGUAAGAGUAGUAGUAUUCCUUCUCCUGAUAUCAAAAAUACAGACAAUGAUAAUUGUGCGUCUAGUGAACGCACUGACAGUACUGCUUUGUCAGAUACUUCGCAAGGUCCAGUUGAACGCCAAAAUUCGACUUCUGAUGAGAGCACACAUUCUUCGUUACACUUAGAAGUAGAAGCGCCCAAGCCUGACGAAAACAAUGCUAAGCAAAAAGAAAGAGAUAUCACAAACAUAGACACAGAUACUUGUAGUGAAAGCUCUCCCUAUUUCAGCGAUAAUGCAUUUAAGAAAAAUAAAGCUACUGGUUACGUACAACCUGUAAUAAGUCCAGCAACAGGCUAUGUCCAGGCGGUCCCAACAACUUUCAAUCAUUUGCCGGUGAACCCCGUGUCGCAACCUACAACAUCGAGCUAUGUCAUGGCUGGUUUACCACCACCUAUAUUCACUACGGGAAUUCCUCGAGCCGGUGGGACAAGCCAACUACCUCCAUCGGGUUAUGUGCGCGCUGAAGAUGUGGACGCGAGAGCAGCUAUGAAUUUCCCUAAGCUAGGGCCGUCACCUACAAAGGUUUUCGGACCAGAAAGCUUGCCUACUUUGCCCACCUUGCCACAACCACCAAAACACGCCGCAGAUAGCAGCUAUAUUCAACUACAAUCAUUAGAUUCUUUACCUAGUCAUAAACCGACUUUAAGAAAUACUGUGCCAUUUAAACCGGCUGCUUCUAGUGGCUACGUACGACCAGAAGACGCGGUUAUAAACAAGCACCUAAACAACUUCAUAUCUGGCAGCCAGCCCAGCGAGGAGUCAGCUAUCCUGGACCCAACUAUGUCUCCAGACGCGUAUUGUCGUUUCUCCUGGAGCACCGACCCCAACAACGAUAACUUACAUUCGAUACUCGCAAAUUCACCGGGGAUAAACCCAUCUAAAAACUGAGUCAAUUGU
Molecule: messenger RNA, 4071 nt
Organism: Pectinophora gossypiella (pink bollworm)
Lineage: Eukaryota; Metazoa; Arthropoda; Insecta; Lepidoptera; Gelechiidae
Product: cytokine receptor-like
Exons: 1
Coding region: 274-4062 (1262 amino acids)
Molecular function (GO): protein binding
Source: RefSeq, a predicted model, not a curated record